Cyphomyrmex costatus is the source of this 2250-nucleotide messenger RNA. It is a transcript of the gene FLASH, whose product is annotated as FLICE-associated huge protein. NCBI's taxonomy places the organism in Eukaryota, Metazoa, Arthropoda, Insecta, Hymenoptera, Formicidae. The transcript has 4 exons. The record is from RefSeq and is a predicted model, not a curated record. The coding region runs from base 1 to 2250 and encodes 749 amino acids.
AUGGAUGAUGACAUCGAUAUUUAUGCGGAUUUAUCGAGUUUUAAUUUGAUUCCAGAAAAAAAAGACCAUGAUUGUAACUGCGAGGAAUUAAAGGAAGAGCUUAGUUCACUCAAAAGCAAACAUGAAAAUCUUCAGAGAGAUAAUACUAACUUAGUGAACAAUUUAUCUUCUUUGCUUAAAACUGCAAGAUCUGAAAUUACACGAAAGAACAAGACAAUAGAUGAUCUGAGGAAACGAUUGGACGAUGUAACCUUUAGAAGGAGCCACAACUAUAAACCUCAAGAGUUUUCUAUUUGUAAAUUACCAUAUCAGCAUACUGUAACUAAGAAGUAUGAAGAUGUUUCCUCGACACAUUCACAAGAAAGUGAAACUGAAGAAACCGAAUCUUAUCAAAUGCAGUUGUGUCACAACGAAUAUAAAGGUAAAAAGCCACAGAAUGAAGUUCAUAGGAUACCUACAGUAUUCGGGGAAAGAUUACAUAAAAGAAUUAUAGAAGAAAAAAAGCAACAAGAAUUAAUAAAGCUUGCUGCAGAAACUAAAACAAAGGAUAUUUCUAAGGAAGAUAUUAUUGAAAAGGAUAAGAAAACUGGAUCUUCAUCUGGUAUGAAUAACAACGACAAUGACUCUAAUGUUGGACGAUAUUCUAAUUCAGAACCUUCAUACGGAAAGAAUUUAAUGAAAAGGACAAAUGAAGAAGACGAUACAAAUAAACACAAACGUAUAAAAAUUGAAAAAAAUGAAGAGAAAACCGUAACCGAAUUAACGAAUAAUUAUCUUGCACAGUACGAUCUAACAGACAAUUUUGCACAAUAUGAGAUAAAAGAUAAUAUCAAAUUAGAAAAUCAAUUGGAUGCAGGACAUUCUUUUAAAAAGGAAGAAGUUUCAUACUGCGAUGAACGCAGAACUACUUCAGAAUAUCGAGACACAAAAGAGAAUCGAAAUUGUACAAACGGAUGGAGAAGUGAAAUGAAAAAUAAGUCAGCAAAAGAUUAUGACAGUUCUAGUAGCAAGAAUGGUCACGCCCAUAGUUUACGAAAUUCUCGGGCAACUUCGACGUCACGUACAACUCAUACCUCAGAAAGAUAUAACAGUGGUUAUAGGAGAAAUGGGCACAGAUAUAGUCCGCUUAGAAGAAGCUACUCUAGAAGCAGAAGCGAUUACGAGAGUUCGAGCAAUCAUCGUUUACAUGACAAAUUCAGUAGAACACAUAGACAAAAGAAGUAUGAUGAUUAUAAAUAUGAUAGUCGAUACAAAAAUGACAGAUUAAAAAGAAACUAUGAGAAGGAAGAAGAUGACAGGAAAACAAGAUAUUGGCGUGAUAAUAGGUAUUCUUUGAGCGACGACGACAAAGAAAGUAAUAGCUUUUAUAAAAAUAAGAAAUAUGAAAAUCGGAGAACAAGAAAGGAAAUGGCAAGCGUUUUAAAUGAUAAAAAGUUAUACAUCGGAACAACUGAACAAAUGCGCGAUAGUGAUAUUAUCAGUAAUGACAAAAAUGAUACUAAUAAAAAAUCGGAGGAUUCUGUUACUGAAAUUAUUAAGAUCAAAGAAAUGAUUGGUUUCAAUAUUGAUACUAAAAUCAAAGAGAUAGAUGAUUCUAGUAUGGAAAGUGUUCCUAAAAAGGAAGUAGGCAAUCUUAAUAUUGGAAAUGUUGAAAUCACAGAAAUAAACAAUUUUAAUAACGGUGAUAGUAUUCAUAAAAUUGAUGAUGAAGAAAUAAGAAUCUCUGCUGCUAAAGUUACAAAAGUGGAGGCUCUGCCUAAUUGUGAUAUUGAGGAUAGAGAUAAAAGUCAAGUAUCAAUUGAAAGGGAGACUUUUCAUCAAAUGUCAAAUAAAAGCGCCAAUGCAACAUGCCUCAACGAUCAUAAUUACGUUCAGAGUUCUUCUAUCAAUGUCUCUGAUCUCGAUGCAAUCCAAAAGCCGUCUUUGAGAUCAGAACGUAGCGCAGCUAUUUUGGAUACAGCAUCUUCGAAGGAAACGAAAGCAGAAGAAACAGUCAAUGUUCAAUCGUUUGCUGUUAAGAAAACAAUAUCAUCUGUAGUGAAGAAUAAAAAGGACCAACAAAAUAGAGGAACGUUAAUUUCGCAUCGUCGAAAAGCCGUAAAACUGAGCGACAGUAACGCGUCUAUGACCGUCCUGAUGAAUACAGCAAAAACGUCUUUUGUUACUAACAAUUGUAACAACAACGAUUCUACUUUGAAGCCGCGUGCCUGUAAAAUAUCGCGAGUGACUGGAAAAACAACUUGUAAAUAA